UUUGGUCGCAAGCACUAUUUUAUACAGGUCUGUUGUCGGCAUGGGUGGCUUGAUCUAGUGAGCACCCUGCAACCGAUUUAUUUGUCGCCAGAGUUUGUUCAAGUAGAACGACAUCUAUCCAGUGCUUCGUUUGUGCAUCCUAAAGCGCCAGGCUGCGGGCUGCCAAUUAAUCCCAUCGUUCACUCUAACGUCCAUCUCCCUCUUCUCCUUUAUUGUCUCUGACGCUCGCAACAUCUCCUACCCACAAUGUCAGCUCAGCGUCAGGCCUCGUCUGCUUCCCAGACCCCGCUCAUCUCUCCCGCAGAGCUUUCCUACCUCUACACCUCGCUGUCUCUCCCCGAUGGCCCGAUUCGCCCAGAUGGUCGCUCAGCUACGCAAUUCCGACCCUUGACUGCAGAGACAGAUAUUCUUCCGGGCACCAACGGUAGCGCGCGCGUCGGUUUCGCAGAUGGUACCCAGGCCAUCGUCGGAGUCAAGGCCGAGGUGGAAAAGACCGUUGUUGCCGCAGAAGCCCUGAAUCUAUCACAACAUACCCAAGAGGAAUAUGCCGAUAAUGAAGGUGGUGAGGGGAAACAAUCGUCUAGCGCUGGACAUGGAUCAUGGGUGCAAAUGUCUAUUGAGAUUCCCGGAUUCCGGGACGAUGAUGCCUUGCCGGUUUUCUUGUCGGAAAUGAUGCGCGAGCCUCUGGUUGAAUCGGUCGCGGGUGGGCAAGGUGGAGAUGGUGAAAUGGCGGGUGGUUUGAAGGGUCGAUUGGUGAUCAAUAAGCGCUGGCAUUGGCGGUUGUACAUUGAUGUGCUACUUCUGUCUCAGCCUUUGUCGUACCCGCUUCCUUUGCUCUCUCUUACGACUCAUCUGGCGCUUUUGUCGACUAAGCUUCCCAAGCUCAAGUCCAAGGGAGAGGAAGAUCCCUUCUUUGACGAUGAUUGGAAUGCCGCCGAAUACCUAUACCCCCGUUCACAGCUGAAGUCUCAUCUAUCCUCGACGCAACAAGUUCGGCCUCCUGUGACUCUACUUGUCAUUUCGGUGGGCGACAAUGUUGUUUUCGAUCCCAACAGGGAAGAAAUCGCUGUCGCGGAUACUGUUCUGGCUGUGUCUGUCACCCGUGACACCGACUCUGAGGGCCUGAAGCUGCUCUCUAUCCGCACCGUCGACCCUCCAUCCCGUCUCACGCAACCGGGUGUACCGAACUCGGAGAACCUGGCGACACUGGGCUCCACUGCGGCUGCUGAAGAGGCGGCUUUGUUGGAACCAUCCACCGGCGAAGAGGUCUCGGGAGUCUGGAGACCGCGACGUGGUGGUGUUAAGAGGCGCACGAUCGCCAAGAUGCUCAAACUAGUUCUGGAGAAGGGAGGUGUUGGCGAAGAGGUUCUUGAGGGUCUGGAGGGUGUCCAGGUGGGCUGAACCAACUGUAUUGGCCACCAGCCGGGUCCCAGCCCGAAAUCCUUGCCUCAGUUUGCAUAUACCUGUCGCACGAUGGAUUGAAGUGUCCAAAUGACCGGGACGGUCGACGAACUUACCGCCAACCACACCACGAGCGUGGAGGUUGGAAACAUCCUACGCGUUUGCUGAAGAUACAGAUGUCGACGAAGCUCGAAUCUACGACAGCGAACAGGCGAGCUUGAGACGAGAUGAAGCAAAUCAAUGAUAUAUCGCCAUGAAGAUAGGGCAACCGACUAGAACCCAACUUGUACAUAGCAGAGCACGAAAGGGCAUAAAGGACAAUCAAAGGCUAAUAUACAAUCUCCAUAACCGGUCUUCACAUGAUAAUUCCACGACAUCUAGUUAAACCAGGGAAAGCCCACGGG
Messenger RNA from Aspergillus ibericus CBS 121593, 1805 nucleotides. Its product is annotated as exosome non-catalytic core subunit RRP42. Gene Ontology annotation, cellular component: nuclear exosome (RNase complex); cytoplasmic exosome (RNase complex). Gene Ontology annotation, biological process: U4 snRNA 3'-end processing; U5 snRNA 3'-end processing; U1 snRNA 3'-end processing. The coding region runs from base 247 to 1401 and encodes 384 amino acids. The transcript is spliced from 2 exons. Lineage: Eukaryota; Fungi; Ascomycota; Eurotiomycetes; Eurotiales; Aspergillaceae. The record is from RefSeq and is a predicted model, not a curated record.